UGAGGCGCGGACUGCAAUCUUAUCUAUUGGGCAAUAGCAGUGUCGCGAACAGGAAUCCGGAAUCAAAUCGUCGGCUCGCAGAAGAGGAGACAGGUGACGGUCUACGCAGGCAGAUCCACCUCCGCUUGGCAGUCUGAACGCAAGGCACAUCGUUAGAAAACGACUGUUGUUUAUUAGUCCUUUAUUGUCGUAAUAGAUGUUAUAUAUUUAACUACAUGACUUUUCAUUUAAUUGUUUAGCUAGUCAGUUCUAACUCCGAGAUGGAUAACGCGCACACUAAAUCCGCAUCUGAAGUUUUAGAGAACUUUGGUGUGAAUGAAAACACUGGACUCACCCUUGAACAAGUGAAAUCCAAUUUAGAAAAAUAUGGACCUAACGAGCUCCCGGCUGAAGAAGGCAAGUCCCUAUGGGAGCUGGUGGUGGAGCAGUUUGAGGACCUCCUGGUCAGGAUCCUGUUGCUAGCUGCCUGCGUCUCCUUUGUGCUGGCUCUGUUUGAGGAAGGGGAGGAGACCAUCACAGCCUUCGUGGAGCCCAUCGUUAUCCUGCUCAUCCUCAUCGCUAACGCUGUGAUCGGAGUCUGGCAGGAGAGGAAUGCGGAGAACGCCAUCGAGGCUCUCAAGGAGUACGAGCCAGAGAUAGCCAAGGUGUACCGCAUGAACCGCAAGGCAGUCCAGAGGGUCAAGGCCCGGGAAAUAGUGCCUGGGGACGUUGUGGAGAUUGCCGUUGGUGACAAGGUCCCUGCUGACAUCAGGAUCACCUCCAUCAAGUCUACCACCCUUAGAGUGGACCAGUCUAUUCUCACAGGAGAGUCUGUGUCUGUGAUCAAACACACCGACCCCGUCCCUGACCCCAGAGCUGUCAAUCAAGACAAGAAGAACAUGCUGUUUUCUGGCACUAACAUCGCUGCGGGGCGAGCCAUUGGCAUCGUGGUCUCCACCGGCGUGUCCACGGAGAUCGGUAAGAUCCGGAACCAGAUGGCUGCCACGGAGCAGGAAAAGACUCCUCUGCAGCAGAAACUGGAUGAAUUUGGAGAGCAGCUCUCCAAGGUCAUCUCCCUAAUCUGCGUGGCCGUCUGGGUCAUUAACAUCGGGCAUUUUGGGGACCCAGUUCAUGGGGGGUCCUGGAUGCGUGGGGCCAUCUACUACUUUAAGAUUGCUGUGGCCCUGGCUGUGGCCGCCAUCCCUGAGGGUCUACCCGCUGUUAUCACCACCUGCCUGGCGCUGGGGACCCGACGCAUGGCCAAGAAGAACGCCAUCGUCCGCAGCCUGCCCUCUGUGGAGACCCUGGGCUGCACCUCUGUCAUCUGUUCUGACAAGACCGGCACCCUCACCACCAACCAGAUGUCUGUCUGCAGGAUGUUUGUGGUGGACAAGGUGGAGGAUUCCAGCUGUGCUGUCCAUGAGUUCUCUAUAACUGGCUCAACCUACGCCCCUGAAGGGCAAGUGUUGAAAGGGGACAAGGUGGUGCAGUGUGGAGACUAUGAUGGACUACUGGAGCUGGCCACUGUGUGUUCCAUGUGCAAUGACUCCUCACUGGACUACAAUGAGACCAAAGGAGUGUAUGAGAAGGUGGGCGAGGCGACAGAGACGGCCCUCACUACUCUGGUGGAGAAGAUGAACGUGUUCAAGACCGACAUGUCAGGCCUCAGCAAGGUGGAGCGAGCCGGAGCCUGCAACGCAGUGAUCAGGCAGCUGAUGAAGAAAGAGUUUACUCUGGAGUUCUCUCGUGACCGCAAGUCCAUGUCCGUGUACUGUACCCCCACUAGCAAACCAGGUUCUGGGAGCAAGAUGUUUAUCAAGGGUGCCCCAGAGAGUGUGAUGGAGCGUUGCCAGUACCUGCGUGUUGGCACAGGGAAGGUGGCGCUGACCCUGCCCCUGAGAGAGAAGCUGACCUCCCUGAUCAGGGACUGGGGCACGGGCAGGGACACACUGAGAUGCCUAGGCAUGGCCACACGGGAUUCACCACCAAAACAGGAAGACAUGGAUCUGGAGAACGCCACUAAGUUCGCUGAGUACGAGACGGGCCUAACGUUCGUUGGCUGCGUGGGCAUGCUGGACCCGCCCAGGAAGGAGGUGAUUGGCGCCAUCCAGCUCUGCGCCGAGGCGGGCAUCCGUGUCAUCAUGAUCACCGGGGACAACAAGGGCACGGCUGUGGCCAUCUGCCGACGCAUCGGUAUCUUCGGCGAGGAUGAGGAUGUGAUGGGCAAGGCCUACACAGGCCGGGAGUUUGACGACCUGCCCAUAGAGUCCCAGAGAGACGCUGUGAAGCGGGCACGGUGCUUUGCCCGUGUGGAGCCAGCCCACAAGUCCAAGAUCGUGGGCUACCUGCAGUCGUUUGACGAGAUCACUGCCAUGACUGGUGAUGGGGUGAACGACGCACCAGCCUUGAAGAAGGCAGAAAUUGGCAUUGCCAUGGGCUCGGGCACGGCUGUGGCAAAGUCAGCCUCUGAGAUGGUUCUGUCUGAUGAUAACUUCUCUACCAUUGUGGCGGCUGUAGAGGAGGGCAGAGCCAUCUACAACAACAUGAAACAGUUCAUACGAUACCUCAUCUCCUCAAACGUCGGCGAGGUCGUCUGCAUCUUCCUGACGGCCAUCUUGGGUCUGCCUGAGGCUCUGAUCCCGGUACAGUUGCUGUGGGUCAACCUGGUGACAGAUGGUCUCCCUGCGACUGCCCUGGGUUUCAACCCCCCAGACCUGGACAUCAUGGACAAGCCCCCCCGCAACCCCAAGGAGCCCCUCAUCUCUGGAUGGCUGUUCUUCAGAUAUCUGGCCAUCGGAGGGUAUGUUGGUCUGGGCACGGUGGGUGCUGCCACCUGGUGGUACCUGUUUGAUGAUGAAGGCCCUAAUGUGACCUUCUACCAGCUGAGACACUUUAUGCAGUGCUCGGAGGACAACCCCAUGUUCCAGGGCAUCGACUGUGAGGUGUUUGAGUCGCGCUACCCCACCACCAUGGCCCUCUCUGUGCUGGUCACCAUAGAGAUGUUCAACUCCCUCAACAGUCUGUCUGAGAACCAGUCCCUGAUCAGGAUGCCUCCCUGGGUGAACUUCUGGCUGCUGGGAGCCAUAGUCCUCUCCCUGUCCCUCCACUUCCUCAUCCUCUACGUCGAGCCCCUGCCUCUGAUCUUCCAGGUGACCCCUCUAUCCUGGUGCCAGUGGAUCGUGGUCCUGAAGAUCUCCAUCCCUGUCAUCCUAUUGGAUGAGGCCCUCAAGUACAUCUCCCGCAAUCACUUAGACGCCUAAACGUUCUCUCCUCUCGCCUUCUGUAAAAGACAACGAGGACAAGAAGUACAGGAAGAGGCAGCUGAAAUAUUAAGACACCCCCCCCCCACACACACACACACACACACACGCCUUCCCCUUUAAAGAAAUGCCCAUCUCCUCCGUUCCCUCAUUCCCCCCAGUCCUGCAUGCCCAACCUCCAUUAAAAACGAGCAGGGCAUGCAUGAAACCGAGAGUACAUCUGUGCAAGUGUGUGCACAUGUGUUUGUAUGCGAGCGUGCGAUGGUAUGCAUGUGCGUGUGUGAGAGUGAAUGAGCGAGUUAGUGUGUGUGUGUAUGAACCAACGAACGAAUGCAUGCCCAUGUUCACGUAGGACCAGGAAAGCGUGACACACUGCAAAACACAUCCAGGACUCCUAUUGCUUUUUAAAACUUUCAGCUUAUUGCUUUUGACUCUGUACAGUAACAUGCAAUAAGUGGACCGUGGGGGGAGAGAGGGAGAGGGUUAGGAGGAGAGGGGUCAAUCAGCUGGGGGAUUGUUGUGUGUCUGUGGGGAUAGAGAGGGAGCUGGUACAGCAGAGAGAGAGAGGGGCAUACCCUGGAAGAGGCUACAGAGAGUCUUGAUGGUACCAACAACAGAUAAAGAGCCUGGCAUGCUAACUGGAGGAGAAGAUACUACCAACGGGCAGCUAGAGGAACCACCCUGCUCGGCCUGAAGUGUCUGCCAAGUACCCAUGUGUCCAUCCCACCUUUUAGUAACCCCUCUGUCUGCCAAGGCUUCUGCCAUCCAGAUCCACACUGUUGGGGAAGUUGUCCGGGCCACUCUGUCAGGCUAAUGGUAGUGACCAUCACAUCACAACUACAUGCUCCUCCGGCUCCAGUGUACCACAACGUUCCUCUCUCCUUCCCUUUCUCUCCUCUCUCUGUUUGCUGUAUAUUGAGCUGAUUUCUGCUCUUUGGCUCUCCUCUCUCCCAUCGACCAUUCUCUUCUCACUCUUUCAUUCUCUGUUUAGGAAGCAGGUAGGCAGCGUUGGGCCUGAGUUCUGACUCAUCCAGGCUUGGGCGGUGCAGUGUAGUGUGCGGAGGCGUGUGCCUAUCUGUCCUGAAUGUGUGAAUAGCUUUCUGCUGCUUGGCCGCUUUCUUUAGCUCUUAAUGGGGAGCCGGAGACAGCCCAGAGACAUGGCAACCAAGAUUAAACGUGAAAUGAUGACUACACCCACUCUGCCCAGACUAUUCUGAUAAACCCGUCCAGCCUCACAACCAACCUUCAGUGUUGACACUGGCGCUUUUCAAUAAUUGCGCGUCCCUCCCCUCCUCCCAUAUCCAUUCCAGAAGAACUCUGUUCCUAAAUCACAACUGUAGUUGCGGAGUACUACUACUACACUAGAUACACAAAAUAUACUUUGGAAAGGAUGCUUAGGAGGGUGAGGAGGAGAAUUAGCAAGCGAGAGGCAGCUAAAUUGGCCAGACUUCAUCAGUUCGAGACCUUUGUCUCUCCCACACAUAAGAACAUGCACACAUAUCAAUCAAAUCAAGACUUUAAUGCUCCCAACAUGCUGUAUGUCCACUUGGACCUAGUAGGGUCAAAUAAUGAAUGUAUUUUUGUUCCAGCCUAUUUCCCAUACCUUCCCACUCUACUCCCAGGCCAGACCCACGAACCCUUGUUAACCAUGUGAACCCUCUCUAGCCCUUUAAUUCUGUACAGUAAGAUCAUUUCAUGCCUUGUUACUUAGUUUUGAUCUUAUUGAAUAAUAAUAAUAAUAAUAAUACACCAUCACUAUCCAUAGUGCAUGUCCAGUAAGACAAGCUUACUCCAAGCUCUUCUGCCUUGUCUUUGUGCUGCUCUGUGGGCUCGCCACGCUAGUGCCAGUGCUUUUUGCAUCACAGGUUAACUAUUGGGUAUUGUUUUUAAAACAUGUAAUAAUAAUGUAUUUGACUGAAUGAAUGAACCCAGGAGGUUUUGGAUUGUUGCUUUAGCUCUUGUUUUGGGGGUUUGCUGUGGAGCCAUUGUGCUCUGUGUGCUGGAGGGAAGCAGAAACAUUAGGGCCCAUUCACAAAUCGACCCCUAGGCACUUGUGGGGAUCUGAGGGAUUGGAUUGGUAUAAACAAUGUGAUGAAAUGUCCACCUAGCCUAUCAGAGGGCAAGGUGGAGCUAUUACCAUAUUGCUUACACCUGUCAAAUCCAGUCAGAUCUCCACAAGUGCAUAGGGUGUAGGGUAUAGGGGUCGAUUUUGGGAUUGGGCCUAGUAGUGUUGUGUGCUUGUUGAGCCUUCUGUCACUUUCUAAGUCAACUUGGGUGAGAGCACCAAGCAGUAUGACCACACCGGAUCAGACCGGUUUGAUUUCAUCAACGAACUGCAUAUAGUUGUCACAUGCAAACAGUUGUGACUGGCACUUAAGUUAAACGUUAGACAACCAGCUAUCUCUCACCACUGACCUAACACACCUUGAUAUAAAGGAAAGAUAUUAGUCUUUCUAUUACUCUUUAUAAAAUAUCUACCAGGGUACUCUUGUUAGCUAACCAGCACAACUUUUGGAUCUGAGAUUACUACCAGGCCAAUACAGUAGCUCUCUACCUGUCCUAUAGCCUAACAGUGGCAGAAGGCUUCAGGACCCCCUGUGUGCUUCCUAGCUGGUCCUCAGCCUCAGAUCAUGAUGGCGACCUAUAGCAUGCUGGCACUCAGGCUGUCCAGCAGGGAUGUGGGUUUGUACAGUACCUUGUUAUUUACUACUGAAUCCUUGAAUUCUGUAAAGGAAAAUAAGAAAAACGAUUGCAUGGAUACCUUGUUACUGUAAUUAAUAACCUAUACAGUAUAUUAGAUUAGAUAUUUUGAUAACUUACAUGGCAUCAAUGAAACCUACUUACUUACCAACAGCAAGAGAACCAACCAUUACAUUUUUUCUUUGAGCACAUCUUGGCAUCUAAGGAUCUACAUUUUUUUUGUAGACUAGAAAAAGGUUGUUUAUUCAUCGUUACUGUUUGUUUUUACGGUUGCUGGGGUUUUGUGUCUUACUUUAGGGAAAGAAAUUACGAUGUGUAAAAUAAACAAGAAUCAUGGUUAUGAUGAGAAAAAUGAUGAAGGUAAUAUGGUUAGAGAAUUCUAAAUGAAUUGUGUCUGGUUUAGGCGAUGAACAGUGAUGAAUCCUGGGUAAUGAAGGUUUAUGUGUGUACAUUGAAAGGCUUGGUGUGACUGCAGGCUCCAGAGACCCCAUGUUAGCCAUUUGUGUCAAACCGUUAUGAAGGUGGUCCUCUUAUAACCAUGGUACGCUUGGAUAGCCUGAUCCCAGAUCUGUUUGUGCCGUCUUGCCAAGUUGCCAAUUGACAACGGCCAUAGGAGUUGGCAAACCGCAGAAACAGAUCUGGGACUAUCAGGCUAACGUUUGGCAUCGUGUGCUGUAAUAACAUAAGCAUCCAUGGAUGCAUUAUCAGUGAGGUAGUCACCAAUCUAGAGUUGGCUCUGCUCCCGUUGGACCAUUCUCCCUGUCGACCAAUAGUAAACAUUCACCGGUUGCUGGAGCCUGAAUCUCACCACUCAGAAAUAAAGGAUUCUCUGUAUUGCCUUGUUAAUAUUAAUUGUGGACACAAUUUUAUAUUUGACAAAGACAUGGAAAUAAAUAUUAUUUAUCUUGUUAUUUA
Messenger RNA from Coregonus clupeaformis (lake whitefish), 6854 nucleotides. RefSeq names its product sarcoplasmic/endoplasmic reticulum calcium ATPase 1-like. Gene Ontology annotation, molecular function: ATP hydrolysis activity; ATP binding; P-type calcium transporter activity. The transcript is spliced from 24 exons. Gene Ontology annotation, cellular component: membrane. Lineage: Eukaryota; Metazoa; Chordata; Actinopteri; Salmoniformes; Salmonidae. Bases 261 to 3239 code for a protein of 992 amino acids. The record is from RefSeq and is a predicted model, not a curated record. Gene Ontology annotation, biological process: intracellular calcium ion homeostasis; calcium ion transmembrane transport.